AUGAAGCAGCUAAUUACUUCAACAUUUCUACUCUUGCUCUCAACAGCUACUUUAGCUGAUUAAAACUUGAGAAAUUUGCAAAGAAAAUAUGAGACAUAAGGUCCAUCAACCUCUACAGGUCUGGUAUUGAGCAGUAAAAGCUAUGCGAAUGGUACAUUCGGAGCAGAAAUAUAUCCCACAGAUAUGAAUAGUGUGAGUCAAACAUUCGGAGUUGGAUUUUAGUCCAACAGGAUGGAUGAUAUUUACGGAUAUCUCCAAUUGAUUUUUAAUAAGGAUAGCUAUGGAGAUGAAAAAGUGCUAUUUGAAUUCAAUAUUCCAAAUGUCAUUAACUUCAAAUCAUUGCUUGAUUUAUUCCCUAAACCACUACCCAAUAAUAAUAGCACUGAUGACGAAAAUUCAAAUGCAGGUAAUUCCACUGAUUAAAAUGAUACUUCUAUUGGAAACGAGACAAAUCCAGAGAAUCCAGAUGAUAAUAAUGGAGGUGAUAAUUCAACUAAUGAUGAUAAUUCUACAAAUCCAGAUAAUGGUAAUGGCAACAUUACUGAUAAUAGCACAAAUUAAGAUAAUAGUACAGAAAAUAGCACUAAUUCAGAUAAUAGCACUAAUUAAGAUAAUAGUACUAGUUAAGAUAAUAGCACAAAUCAAGAUAAUAGUACAAGUUAAGAUAAUAGUACAGAAAAUAGCACUAAUUCUGAUAAUAACACUAAUUCUGAUAAUAACACUGGCCCUGAUGAAGGAGUUAAAAAUAAUACUGAUAGCGAUUCAAAUAAUACUGAUCCAAUAGGGGGAAAUGAGUAAGCUGGUGAUAAUACUAUUGAUUCUAACUCUACUGCAAAUGGCACAGACUCAAAUAGUACUAACAGCAAUGAUAAUGGUACAUCAAAUGAAUUACCUAAGGAUUAAAAUGAUGCUCCAACUAGAUUGCUUGAAUCAGAACCUUAAUAUGAGAGUAUUUUUAGCAAUUACAGCUCUUAUUUUAUUCAAGUCACACCUACCGGAUUUAACGUUUACUUUCUAAAUUCCUCAAACGUUGUAAUAAACUCAACAUAAAUGGAUGAGUAGAGAUUAGAAGGAGAUAAAUUUUCAGAUUACUUCAAUCUCUUAGGCUAAUAAUUGAGACCAUAUUUUGGGACUUGGCUAGACAAUGAUAAUGAUCUGUAAGGAUCCGUUUAUCAAUUCAGAGUAAGAAAUUUCAAUUACACAGCUGGUAGCGAAGAUUAAUCAAAGAACUUAAUAGAUAACUUUGCCACCUUUAAUAAUUGGGAGACAUUCACAACUAAAAAUAAAGUUUUCUUCCAACCCUCAACAUAUUCCUCUACAAGUUUUUCAUCAGAAAAUGUACUUCUAGCUGACGAUACUUUAUAUAAUGGGACAAAUUCACUUUCAAUUAUAAUGAGAUAAAACACGAUUUCUACAAGCAACGAUAAUUGGAUGGCAUCCAAGUCAUUCAAAAAUGCUUAAAUCUAAAUAGAUUCAAAUCUGCUUGCGUAAAGCGGUAUUAAUGUAACCAUAAAGUUUGAUUAAAUUGAUGCUAAGAAAAGUGCUUUAAUUACAACUCCUUUAGAUAUAGUCCUUGGAAAUUCUAAAUAUACAGUAUAGCUUCAAAGUAUAUUCUCAACAGACUCAAAUAAUAUCUCAUAAUUCCCAGUGGGUGUUUACAUAAGAUAGAAGAAGUAUCCUUUUAAAAAGCUAAGUGAGGUAUAAAGAAUCGUCGUUGAUCCUUAAACUGCAUAGUAAUUUAUUCUAACUCUACAAACAUCAGAUAUCGAUCUUUAACAAGACCUAGUGGAUUAUGCAGUCCUAGCUUUUGAUUUAGCACCGGAUGCAAGCCUUUUAGAAGGAGUUGAUCUCACUAACUUUGAACUUAAAUUCUCAGACUUGAAUCUUAAAACCUAGAGAUUAAUUGAGAUUCCAACCAACAACACAAAAAAUGUAGUUAAAAACUACAUUAAAUCAGUAAGGCAAGUAACUGAGGGAUGGGAAUCUUAACUUAAUUCUACAAAUGCUGGAUAUGGUAUAGUUCUAGCACUGGUCAUAGCCUUUUGUGUAGCUUUCGUAAUCCUAUUUUUAUUGACAAUGAGAAAAAUCAAUUAGACAAAAGCUAAAAAUUAAAAAAUUGAGAAAGAACUUAAGGAUAUUGAAGUAAAAAUUGAAGCCGCUUAAAGAAAAGUUAAGAGCCAUGAACUAAUGAGAAAUAAGGAGAUUUAAGAUGCAAAAAAACAAAAGGACAUCGCAUAAACAAUAGUUGUUAAUCAUAGACAAAGAGAAAGUCUGUCUGAGUUGCCAAUCCAUCUCGAUGAUAUUGAGAUGAAUGGUCAUGGUGACUUUGAUGAUUCUUAUGAAGAAGGACACCACUAGAACUAGCAAAAUCAUGGCCCGAAUGAUGCAGAGCAACAAGAUUAUGAGAUUGACAAGCUACAUGGUAUUUCAUCAGAUGAUCAAUAUGAGGAAGAGCACUUCGCUGGAGAAAUGAAUCUAAGUUCAGGCAAAAAGAAGAAUGAAAAUUUCACUGAAGAUAGUGAAUUCAACAAUGACCAUUUCGAUGAACAUACUAACGCUGCAUAAAUUAACUCGAAUAGGAAUGAUUUUUGUGACUGA
Stylonychia lemnae is the source of this 2598-nucleotide messenger RNA. The record is from the annotation of a GenBank genome assembly. NCBI's taxonomy places the organism in Eukaryota, Ciliophora, Spirotrichea, Sporadotrichida, Oxytrichidae.